GCAAUUCAAUAUUUAUGUGUACCCGACCGCGCUCCGCUUACAACUGUUGUUUUCAAUUUAAGCAAGUCUGUUACGAAAGUUCCUAGAAAUGACGAUUAGAAGCAGCUAUAUUGAGACUACAAUUACCUGUUUCGUUUUCUCAUGAAAUAUCGAUAACGACUAAAUAUCGAACGACCGUCUGUUUUUGUGGAAUGUGAGAAGUAUAUUGCAGUAUUGGAAACUUUGUUAUUCUAGGUGGAGUUAUUCACUGAUGAAAAAUGGCCGGAUUCGUUGAAAGUUUACAAAUGUUUUUAUUCAUGGCAAUGUUGGCCUUUCAAAUACAGUCAACAAAGAGUGACACGCUCUCUGCAGCAAACAGUCCUGUUAUUGCUGUAGUGUUGAAAAGUUUAACUAUCAGAUGGACUUAUCAAUCUGAAAAGACACCGCUUGAAGUUUCAAUAUAUGUAAGAGAAAUUGGGCCUGUAAUAGAACUGAAAAAGAUUUGGAGCAUUAAAUAUGAAAGCGGCACUGCUACAAAGAACAAAAUUGAUGCAGGUCUUUUUCAAAACAACACUGAAUUAACAAACGAGGGAAGCAAGGCUUUCCAGCUAUCGAUAUUAUCUGUGCCAAAGGAUAUAGAGUCAUUUGCCUUUACUUGCAGAGUAAACAGGGGCAUGUGGAGCACGGCAUUAGAAAAGGAAGUCAAUGUCAAAAUUGCCAGUCCUCCGAUAAUCGAUUUUAAUGUAAGAAACAGCAAUGGAAAUAGUACAGCGGGAGGCGCUCUAGAAAUGGCAUGUGCUGCAAGGGGGUAUCCUGAUCCUCGUGUUACUAUAAAGAAAGAGACUAGUACUGUGCCAAUCACUUUGACUAGUGGACUGCUAAACGCCACUUUCUCUGUGGCACAGCUGAAAGCAUCAGACAGUGGCAAGUAUAUAUGCAUUGCAGAAAACGUUGCCAGUGUUGUGAGAAAAGAAGUCGUUGUGACAGUGAAAUACAAGCCCGUCGCUACCCUAACUGUGAGUCAUAGCGAUAAAGACAUAACAGUAGGAACCACUUUGACAAUGGUUUGCGGUGCAAGCGGUUAUCCUGAACCAACUUUGGUCUUACAAAGAUUCACAAGUGGUGGCUGGCUAGAAAUCGAUAAGUCAAAGGACAACAUUACGUACAUACUCUCAAACAUACAGCCCGAAGCUUCUGGGAAAUAUUCUUGUGCGGCAAAUAACAUUGCUGGCACUAGUAGUAUAGAGAAACAGAUAUCUGUUCUAUACAUAAAGUCGGUUGCAUCAAGUAGGCAAGAUCUUUUGGAGAAGAUAAAUAGUGAAGUUCUACUAACAUGCAAUGUAACUGGUCAUCCAAAACCACUUUACACAUGGUACAAAGAAAAGAAGGUUGUAACAUCAAGUGGGCAAAAGCUGAGAGUUCAGUUGAAAAGAGAUGAUGAUUUUGGAGGGUACUCUUGCGAAGCUGUCAAUCCUGCUGGAAAGCGAACAAUUGCGUUUUCGAUAACAAAAACAUACAUUGAGAAAUCAUCUGGUACUCAAACAAAAAUUGAUGGGAAAAUUGGUGAGACGAAAAGGCUCGUUUGUCCAAUAAGAGGGCACCCGAAGGUUGCUUACACGUGGCUGAAGGAAAAAGUGAAGCUUUCUGACUCUCGUAACCUAGUUGUGCUGCUUGACAAGAAGGAGAAAUUUGGGUCAUACAUGUGCAUAACGAAAAACGAUGCUGGCGAGGAAACAGUGCUUUUCACAUUGAAACAGAACCCCACCAAAGAAGAAAGACAAACACGGGACUCAUCAGCAGUGACUUUGGCAUUUGAUGCCAUUUUCGCUCUUGUUAUAGUUAUUGCAUGUUAUGCAAAUACGUAAUACUCGGAGCAAUCUUGAGUGUUUUUGGUCACGUAGAUACAGUGAUCAAUGCUCGAGGAACCCAGCCUUUAUUCUCCAACCCCUCUUGGCCAAAUAGGAAAGCCCGCCGUGAAUACCAACUGAUCCGAAAAGCUUAGCCAAUAUGCUUUGCUUAGUGUUAUAGUUGGUUCACUCAUACCUUCAUUUGCUGUGCUUUUCCGUCAGAAAUGAUCUGUUUUGGUGCCUAACUCAGUCUAACGAGAACGUCAUAUGGUUAUUUGACGGGCACGAUCAAAAUACUUGUGUUGGUCUGCAGUGAUCCUAAGGGAGAAGCCUAAAGUUUCAGUCUGGUAGGGAAGGGCCUCGACAAGUGUAAAAGAGAAGCCAAUGUAAAACCAUCCCCUUUGUAACAGAAAGUGAAAACCCCUGCCAAUCAUAAACAGAGGUCUGGUUUGCUUAGCUGAUCGAAGGUGAAAGGAAGGCCUGGUUUCAUAUGUGCUCAGUUUGGGUGCUUCUUCCUCAUUAGCACGAAGGAUCCACUUAGCGGAUCACAUGGCAGCUCGUAUUAUAUACCCGUUAAUAAGGUAAAGGACACCAUCGUUGAUUUGAUGAAUGGCUGUUUAUGAAAACCCCGUACUGGGAGACUUUAUUUGGUUAUGUUUGCGGGUUUGAAAGCUGUGACCGCCUGACUAAAAGCACUCAAGAAUGUUCGACUAUGUUACUAUGAUUUAACGAUAUGUAUACUGUAAGUCUAAAGUCUAAAGUAGCUUUGAAUGCAGUGGUGUUUGUAGUAGGGCAUUUGUAUAAAAAAGCAGUAGCUCAUUAUUUUAUCAUGAUAUAUCAUUUGUUGUAAAAGUUAAUACGCUAUUGUCGCCAGAAAAUGAUGCUAAGCAAGAUCAUAAGAAUAUUGACUGCUCUUCGCGAACCAACUCCUCCAUUUAUGAAAACUAUUGCCCUAGCUACACCACUGCAUUUUUAGUCGACUCAAGAGAGACUGGCAGCGACCAUUAUUUAAAGUCGUCGAUUAUUUGCUUAAAGAAUCCACGCCUUUUUGGGUUUUUCCUUGGUUUUUGCAAGUUUUUAACAGGCUGAUGGAAAUUAUGAAUUUUAUGAAAUUAUUGCGAACACCCAUUUAAGCAUGAAUGGAAUGCAGAUUGAUCGCAUGCAAAGGAAUAGUCAUAACUGUUGACGGGUAAGUUCAAAACAUAAAACUACCGAAUCGUACACUUUAUAUGGACCACCAUAUCUGUGUUGAACGAUUUAAUAUCAUGGAACAGAGCUAGGGAAUUGAAAAAACACCCAAAAGGAGGCAAUUACUAAGAUAACAACCCAAUGUGGCUAGAUAAAAAAUGCCAUUCUCCCAAACUUGUUAUCUUUCUAGAAGAACCAUCAUCGCCAGUGUAGUAUAUUGACCUGCACAUACUAAAUUUUAGUGACAAGCCCCCGUGAGCCAAAGUGAAAUAUAUAUACUGACGGAGGCACCAACAAGACCACACCCUCUCUAUUUUACAUACCUUAAGGCAAUUACGUCGACGAACAAGCAAAAAUGCCCUCACUAACUAAAAAUCCUCUUUCAGAUACACCCAUAGCAGUUCUCUGUUGAUUUCGAAUCAAUCACUAAAUCUUCGUUGUCAACUUAACCUUUCUAGGAGGUACAAGCAUUGCAGCAUUCGAUGUAUGCUGUAGAAAAAUGGUGUGCGAGACGCUUUAGACCUAAGUGUUUUUGCUGCCAAUGGAAAUUGCUUUUAUGUACAAGAUGCUCAGCCUUGAAUGAAGUUUGAUUAUAACCAAGCGUGGUAGUUUUAUUUAUUAGCCCUAGGGAGAGUUUAUGAUUCAUGCGCAACGUUCUGGAGACACCACGGAUACUCUUUUGAAGGAGAUUUUACAGUAUAUUUCGGUUCUAUCUCGAGAGAAGCUGGCAAAGAAAGACGAUUAUUUUUAUUUUCAUUCCAUUCUAUUUGAUUUUAAUUUUUAGUAACUUUUUAGUUGAUAUGUUGUGUUUUAUAGCGAUUAGCAAACGAUUUUUUGUCGGAUGCAAUGCGUUUCGUUUAAAAAGCUCAUGUUUAUCAUUUCUAACUUAAUUUGAUAUCAAGAUAUAAGUAUUAGCUUGGGUCACAGCCGGUGAAUCUAUACUAACCACCCUUCGAGCGAUCAGAUGAUUUUGUGUCUCUGUUCUUGCCUAUGACUGCAAACAUCGUGGGGGUUUCUAUAUCAGUAUCACGUCUCGCUAUCUGAUUGGUUGUUUUGUUGAUUGACAGGUUAUUUCCACCAAUCAUAACCACUUUAGUGGUUCUACCUUCCGUAGACGAUAUUUUUGCUUACACCGGCUGCAGCCCAAGCAGUACCAAUCAGUGAUUUAACUGAAAUGGUAGUGCAUGUUGUAUUCUAUAAGUUUGCUGUAAGCACAUAAAUAAAAGUAAUGAUUGUUAGAUAGCUAUGUUUGGAAGCAGCGCAUUGCACUGAAAAUGGUACUAUGUUAUUGUUCCUAUUUAAGAUUAGAAGAAGCAAUAGAAAUAGAAAAGGA
This is a messenger RNA of Rhopilema esculentum, 4347 nucleotides long. Its product is annotated as peroxidasin homolog. NCBI's taxonomy places the organism in Eukaryota, Metazoa, Cnidaria, Scyphozoa, Rhizostomeae, Rhizostomatidae. The record is from RefSeq and is a predicted model, not a curated record. Gene Ontology annotation, biological process: homophilic cell-cell adhesion; axon guidance; dendrite self-avoidance. Gene Ontology annotation, cellular component: plasma membrane; axon. Gene Ontology annotation, molecular function: cell-cell adhesion mediator activity.